Molecule: messenger RNA, 795 nt
Organism: Aspergillus japonicus CBS 114.51
Lineage: Eukaryota; Fungi; Ascomycota; Eurotiomycetes; Eurotiales; Aspergillaceae
Product: SDR family NAD(P)-dependent oxidoreductase
Exons: 3
Coding region: 1-795 (264 amino acids)
Molecular function (GO): oxidoreductase activity
Source: RefSeq, a predicted model, not a curated record
AUGACCGUCUUCAACUUGCCCCCCACCGUCUCCCUUGCGGGCAAAGCCGCCAUUGUGACUGGCAGUUCCCGCGGCAUUGGAGCUGGGAUUGCCAUCGAACUCGCCCAGCGUGGCGCUAGGGUUGCGAUUGUUUACCAUGCAGACAAAAGUACUCCGGCAGCUCAGAAGGUCGCAGGGGAGAUCAGCGCCUUGGGUGGUGUCGCGACCCUAGUGCAGGUGGAUCUGUCGACGUUGGAUGCCGGCCGUCGUGUAAUCGAACAGGCGCUACAGGGCCUGCAGGUCUCGCGCAUCGAUAUUCUCGUCAACAACGCAGCAGCAUAUCCCCCUUUCCUGCCGGUCGCAGAGCUCGACGGGGCGUUGUUUGAACAUGAGUUUAUGGUGAAUGUCCGUGCUCCACAUCUGCUGGUGCAGGCCCUGCUCCCUCACCUUGCGGAAAAAGACGGACGCGUCAUCAAUAUAUCGUCCGCCCUGUCUCGCAUCGGUGCUACCAACCUGUCUCUCUACGCGGCCACCAAGGCCGCCUUGGAAUGCCUGGGCCGUCAGUGGGCGCACGAGCUGGCCUGCCCACAUAAGAUGACGGUCAACAAUGUCGCACUGGGAGAGAUUGAUACCGCCGUGGAGGGGGGGGAUAUCCCCGACGAGUUCCGGGAUGCACAGAUCGAGGGGCCCAGCGCAGCCAAACGUCAUGGCACCGUGCAAGAGGUGGCCAACGUCGUCGCGUUUCUGGCUAGUCCGGGGGCCAGCUGGAUUAACGGCAAUACAGUCUCCGUGAGUGGAGGUCAUCUUUACAUUUAG